AUGAACAUCUCAAGGUCCUCAGAAGAGUCUAAGGUCCUCAUUUUGAACACCGGAGGAACAAUCAAUAUGAUAUUCAGCCAAAAGGGCUAUGUCCCAGAGCCAUAUUUCCUCACGGAGACGCUUCACAGCGAGCAUCGCUUCCAUGACCCCCUCGAAGAGUCUCUGUUCUCCCAUUCCGGGUCCAUUGAGGGCUACCGGAGAUGGACGAGCAGCGGGAAGAACACACCAGUCGGCGCCACCUCUCGUAGCCGCGAACCAUCCCCAAGUUGCGAAGGGUCACGCCCAGAGGCUCAUCAGUUGCUCACUCUGCCUGUCCGAUCAUCUCGCCCCAUUGGUGCACUGCAAAACCUUGCGGCAUCCCCAGAACAAAUCGUCCCAUUGCGCCAGCCCGUCUGCGUACAGAUAUCGGAAGAUGUCUACGAGGCGCAAUUGCCGACGCUCGUGACGCCCAGAAGCAGUGGUCCUGGGGGAAGCCGCAAGCGCAUACGGUAUGCCGUCCUUGAGUGGAGCCCUCUUCUGGAUAGCAGCAAUAUUGAGAUUCAAGAUUGGAUCAGGAUCGCGUCUGAUAUAGAACUCAAUUACUCGAAUUUCGAUGGCUUCGUAAUCCUUCAUGGCACCGACACCAUGUCGUACACUUCAUCUGCUCUCAGCUUCAUGCUGGAAGACUUGGGCAAGACAGUCGUAGUAACGGGUGCCCAGAUCCCCAUAUCCCAGCUCCGGAAUGACGCUGUGGACAAUUUGUUGGGCGCUUUGGUUAUCGCAGGACACUACAUCAUUCCAGAGUGCUGUUUGUACUUCAAUCAUACUCUGUUCCGGGGAAACAGAGUUUCAAAAAUGUCCUCUUAUGAUCUAAACGCGUUCAACAGUCCGAACUUUCCUCCGCUUGUCAACGUUGGAAUUGACAUCAUGGUCAAUUGGCAAGAUGUCCUGCGGCAGACUAGUCUGCGGCGUUUCCGCUCCCACAAGCUCAUGAGUCCUCACGUUGCCACCCUGCGCCUCUUUCCCGGUAUCACAGGGGCGACCAUCCGCGCGUUUGUCAUGCAUCCGACCCAAGGUGUUGUACUUGAGACGUUUGGCGCAGGGAAUGCGCCCCAGCGGGCGGACCUGGUCGCAGCACUCAAAGAAGCAUGCGAUAACGGCGUAGUAAUCGUGGCAAUUUCACAGUGCAGCAAAGGAUCCGUGUCCGACGCGUACGAGACUGGAAGGAGCCUCCUCGAGGCCGGUGUUGUUCCAGGGGGCGAUAUGACCCCAGAGUGCGCUCUCACGAAGCUCAGCUACCUUCUAUCCAAGCCGGAACUCUCGGUGGCUCAAGUCCGCUCGCUUAUCGGAACGCCACUCCGCGGCGAGCUGACUCUCCCAGAGAGCAAGAUCCCGGCGGUACUCAGUAAGCCAUCCGCGGUAGGGCCCAGCCUCGACAACCUCCAAGGGUUGCUCUCUCAGGUCGUUCGCCUCUCCACAAUCUCCUCCUCUGGAGCGCGCUCCCCUCGGAUCCUCGUCGACGGAGCAGACGCGCGCGACGAAGAGGCAGAUGAGGCCACCGCUCCGUGGAGCUGGACCGCGGCUGAGGCGUCGUCGAUCGAGAGCUCGCUCUUCCCCUUCCUCGUGCACCUCGCCGUCGCACGUGACGACCCCGAAGCCGUUUCUUUCGCGCUCUCCGUUGAGUCCAAUCCCGAAGCGAGUUCGCUGGCGGUCAGCGGCGGGCUCGCCAACUGCGCAGAUCCCGCGUCUGGGCGGUCCCCGCUGCACGUCGCUGCGCUUAACGGAUCGAUCUGUGCGGCGAACAUGCUCCUCGAGGCCGGGGCGCUCGUGCACGUUCGCGACGCGCUGGGCCACACCCCGCUGUACUACGCAGCGAGGCAGGGACACGAGGAGCUCGUGGAGUUGCUGGUGAAGGCGGGCGCGAACUUGGGUGGCACAGAUGUUGAUGGGGGUUAUGUAUCGCUCGCAGUGGCGAAGGCGGGAGGCUACGCAAACUCACUAGCGGUGUGGAAGAAGGCUGGGGCAACUACUCCCUGUCUGUAGAUUCAUUUGUUGUUGAAGCGAUACGAUGGUGCGGGUGCGGAAUGUGUGCCGGCAAGGGCAAGUUUCCGCUGCAUUAUCACUGUCAUCACCGCCUGCAUGCAUCCGCCUAAUGACAGUCCGAUACGGCUCUCGUUCGCUCCAUGUAGCUAUUUCGGUGUCUUAGUGCACGUUCAAUGUAACGAGGAUUGGUGUUGUG
Molecule: messenger RNA, 2218 nt
Organism: Dichomitus squalens LYAD-421 SS1
Lineage: Eukaryota; Fungi; Basidiomycota; Agaricomycetes; Polyporales; Polyporaceae
Product: asparaginase-domain-containing protein
Exons: 9
Coding region: 1-2022 (673 amino acids)
Molecular function (GO): protein binding; asparaginase activity
Source: RefSeq, a predicted model, not a curated record